This is a messenger RNA of Brassica napus (rape), 1878 nucleotides long. RefSeq names its product RNA exonuclease 4. The coding region runs from base 473 to 1546 and encodes 357 amino acids. The record is from RefSeq and is a predicted model, not a curated record. The transcript has 6 exons. Lineage: Eukaryota; Viridiplantae; Streptophyta; Magnoliopsida; Brassicales; Brassicaceae. Gene Ontology annotation, biological process: rRNA processing. Gene Ontology annotation, molecular function: nucleic acid binding; 3'-5' exonuclease activity. Gene Ontology annotation, cellular component: nucleus.
AAAGCAGAUCAUAAAAUUUACGCAACACUACUAUAAGAACUUUCUCUUUAUAGAUUAUCAUUAGAUGCAGUUUUUUGUAUCCUUAAUAUUUUGAACAAACAAGGAGCAUAGUAGUACAGUUUGGUGUCUUCUCAAUAGUAUGAAAUUGUGCUAGUAGCAUCUUCGAUAUCGUCCAAAACACGGGAAAUAUAAAAUUGUGAUUCUUUUUACCAUGAGAAGCCCCACUGCAUUAGGGCAUCUACUUCAAUUUGUGUCCGUCUGUUUUUGUAAUAAUCUUAUCAAAACUCUAAAAGGUCAUAUAUGAGAAUGGUCAGCUUUUCUUUUCUUUUCCUACUAUAAAUACCUCCUCACAGUUUCUCCAUUCUUCACACACCUAGCAUAAUACAUUAAUAAAAAAACUCAUCAAAAGAAUUGUUUAACUUCUCCCCACUCUUAAAUUGUUGAGUUCUUUGUUUGCAUUUUCAUACGUACCAUGGAUUACAGAUCAUCUAUGGAGUCAUCGGAAACCCUAAGGAACAAGUGCGCAGCUUGUUAUAGGCAAUUCAACAAAAUGGAACAUUUGGUGGAACACAUGAAGAUCUCUUAUCACUCCGGUCAUGAGCCUACUUGUGGGGUUUGCAAGAAACAUUGCCGAUCUUUUGAGUCACUCCGCGAACAUCUCAUAGGACCAUUGCCAAAACAAGAAUGCAAGAACAUUUUUAGCCUUCGCGGAUGCAGAUUCUGCAUGAUGAUCCUCGAAAGCCCUAACGCUCGUAGGAUUCAUCAAGAGAGAUGCCAAUUUUCGAGCGUCAAUGCUGGAUUGACGACUCGUAUGGCAGCGUUAGGCCUUAGAGAUAAAGCCAUGAUCGACUACACGUCAUCACGGUCUCCAAAAAUGGUUGCACUCUCUUGCAAGAUGGUAGGAGGAGGAAGCGACGGGUCGUUGGAUCUAUGCGCAAGGGUUUGCAUAACGGAUGAGAACGACAACGUUGUGUUCCACACGUACGUGAAACCGUCAAUGGUCGUGACGAACUAUAGGUACGAGACGACCGGUAUACGUCCAGAGAAUCUGAGGGACGCAAUGCCGUUGAAACAUGCACAAAGAAAGAUUCAAGAAUUUCUUUGUAAUGGAGAACCCAUGUGGAAGAUUCGUCCAAGAGGUGGGAAAGGGAGGAUUCUCGUGGGACAUGGGCUGGAUCACGAUCUUGACCGCCUUCAACUUGAAUAUCCUUCUUCCAUGAUGAGGGAUACUGCAAAAUAUCCUCCGUUGAUGAAAACAAGCAAGCUGAGCAAUUCUCUCAAGUACUUAACCCAAGCCUAUCUCGGGUAUGAUAUUCAUGUUGGGAUACAAGACCCAUACGAAGAUUGUGUAGCGACGAUGAGGCUUUACACGAGAAUGAGAUAUCAGAAACAUAAGAUUGAAGCAUAUCCUUUACCAGCCGACGUGCAGAACCGUAGCAAUCAAGUGGCUUGGAGGCAGAGCGAGGUCGAAAGGAUGUCUCCUAAUGAAAUGCUCUCCAUCUCUCGCUCCGACUACUAUUGCUGGUGCUUGGACUCCCUCGCUUAAUUCCAAAAACUAUGGGGUUAAAAUUUGAGAAUCUCUCAUAAUUACUUCAUAAACUUUUUCGAGAUUUUUAAUUUAGUAGCGUAAAGUCGAAUAAGCAUUACUUCUGAUUUCAAAUAGUAUCUAAAUUAAUUUUAUAGUAUGUGUCGUGUGAGAUGCGAAUGUUGUUCCUGUACUUCUAAUAACGCAUAUUGCUCUUAAUUAUUAAUAAUUAUUGUUUUUUAAAAAUUAAUUAGUAAUCACUUGUUAGCUUUUGUGUAUAAAUAUAUCUAUAUUUGUCUUAGAAUUUUAAUACAUAUGAAAAAUAAUGGAAAAUUUCUAUUUUUUAACAAAUU